UUUGAUGUUGUAAAUAAUACAAUUUGCAGAAUUUUUUGACAUAUAUAGGUUGUUGGAAAAAAACCACGAACAUUCUUUUCUUUUAAAACAUUCACUAAAUACGACAUAAGAGCUCUGAUAAGAAUUACUUCAUGAACAAAUCAUUCUGAGGAUUAUAUUACAAUAGUUUCCGCCAAAGUGCUAAAGUUCAGCUUAUUACUUCCGCGUCAAUGACGAGUUAUACAUGAAGUAUAUUUUCAUUAAAACCAUAUAACAAUUUAAUUUUACAGAGACGGGACAGUAUCGGUGCUAUGAGAUAUAGAGCAAUGAACGUAAAAAGAACAUUUUUGUGGUGCCUUUUUCUCGUUGGACUUGUUGUGUCUGAACGAUGUGGAGACGGUCAUUGCAAGUGUAAAAGAGCCGAAAAAGUUGCCACAUGUAUGUCCAAAAAAAGACAGCUGAACUACUUUCCUACUCUGCCAUCUUACGUUCAACAGCUCAAGUACAGCGGCAACUAUCUUCCAAACCUUACUCGAGACUCUCUCAUCAAUAUGACCAGGCUAAAUCUCACAGGACUCAAUCUAGACAAUAAUAUGAUGAAAAAUGUUGAUCCAAACGCUUUCGAAGAUUUGAUAUAUCUCGUUAAACUUCAAAUUUCCCACGACAAGAUACUUAAUGGAAAUAUUCUUGCCAGUGCUCUUCAUAAUGUGAGUCGUUCCGUCGAAAAGUUAGUUUUGCAGCACAACAAAUGGGAUUGGAUACCUGACAACGUGUUUGAUGGUCUAAAUGGCUCAAAUGUUUACUAUAUCGAUCUCUCUUUUAACAACUUGCGUUCAUUCAACGGUACACGGCUUCUGCUAAAAAUUCCUAGACUGAAAUACUUGAUUUUAGAUGAAAAUCCCUUAUCGCAUAGUGAUAUCGAUUUUCAUAACAUGGAAUAUAUGUUUAAAAUAAGCUUACAAAAUACAUAUAUCCAAAAAGUUCCCACGUUUUGUGACGGCGAUGGAGAAAGUUUUUUGCCUCGUUUGCGAUCUCUCUAUUUGGAUCGCUCUUCAAUGAAAUCCGUUUCUAGAGAAGAUUUUCCCGGUAGAUGUCUGCCAUUUCUUUGGAAGUUGUCUCUCUCAUUCUCAGACAUCAGCAGUAUUCAUAACGACACAUUUGCUGGUUUGCCAGUGCUGAAGUAUCUUUUGUUACAAAAUAUGGUCAAACUAAGACUCCUGGAUUAUUUUGCUUUUCAUUCUGCAUCUCUUGAACUAUUGAAUCUUGGAUCUUCAAAGUUUAAAUUUGUUUACAAAGGUCGAUACAAUAAUGAUUUGUUUAAGUUUACGCCAAACAUGAACAAUCUUUCUCUUUUCGACAAUCAAAUCACGGAUGGUUCUACUUUGAAAACGCUUUUAUGGCACCUGGUCAGACUGCAAAAGUUAAAUCUUCAGAGCUGUGAUUUAAAUUAUCUUGCACGUGGAACAUUUGAUAGAAUGCUAGAUCUUCGAAUUAUCAUUUUAAAAGGUAAUAGCUUGUACGGAUGGGAUCCCGACAUGUUUAGCAAACUUUCAAAUCUGAACACACUGUACCUGUCUGGAAACAAUAUUGCCGUUGUGAACAGAACCUCCCUUGAGUUCAUAGCUAAAAUAAAUCUUGAAUAUAUUGACUUAGCAAACAAUCCUUUAGCAUGUUCCUGCCAACAGCUGUGGUUCCGUGACUGGCUAAAGGAAAGCAAAAACAUAACAGUUCCUCACUAUCCUAGCAGAUAUGUCUGUAGAUCUCCCCCAGAAUGGGACAAAAAAAUGUUAGCUUCAUUCAAUUACACCGAAGAAGAUUGCCGGGAGAAAAAUCCUUGGAUUUUGAUAGGAAGUGUUCUAGGAUCGGUUGUUUUUGUGUGCAUGGUUGUCGUCAUCGUGAUAUACACACAUCUUCCGACCGUCAGAAAUAUCAUCUACUUGAUUCGUUUACGCAGGAAAGGCUACGUGAGACUGGUGAACUCCGAGGAGUACAUGUUUGACUGUUAUGUCGUUAGCUGUGAAACUGAUGAACAUUGGGUUUUCCAGACUUUGUAUUCUACAUUAGAAGACGAGUAUGCUUUCCACCUGUGCAUACCUUCAAGAGAUUUUGAUGUCGGUGAGAGCAAAGCUGAUCAAAUUGAAGAAAAGAUGAAGGAAAGUAAGAAAAUCAUCAUUGUGAUGUCUAACGAUUUUGCUCAGGACGAAUGGUGUCAGUUUCAGCUAGAGAAAGCACAGGAGCGGAUCCGAAAUCAAGGAAAAGAAGCAGUGGUCCUCAUCAUGCUUCGUGACAUUGAUCACAAACACAUGACGUCAACCAUCAAGAAUCUGUUACGUAAAAGUUCGUAUGCAACAUGGGUGAAAGGUAAAAUCGCUACCAAGCUGUUCUGGGACAUUGUUGUAGCUGCUAUAGAAAAGCCUUUCGGAAACCCUCCUGUUGCUAUUUGAUGAAAAUGAUAACGAUUGUGUUCCUUUCGACAAAAUACUGAGUACUAUCGCAAGUUGUCAUUAACGCGUAUGAGAUGUUGAAAAACAUUGUAAUAACAAUGAUUGUAGAUAGCAAUUGUAUGUUUUGUAGCUUAAAAAAAACAGUAUUUAUAAAAAUAUUUCCAUUGCAUGUAAUUGUAUUAUUGUAUAUAUUAAAAUGUUUAGAUGUCUGUAUGCUAGAUUAUGUACUCCUUUUGUAGUUUUGUAGUCAUAUAUAACUCGAAAUCGUAUGUUAUUCCAACCAUCCGAGACUUGUUAGGACAAAAGUGUUUGAUAUACUCAAAUAUUCAAUAAAAGAUUUUAGAAUAAAA
This is a messenger RNA of Magallana angulata, 2773 nucleotides long. Its product is annotated as toll-like receptor 13. Gene Ontology annotation, molecular function: protein binding; transmembrane signaling receptor activity. The record is from RefSeq and is a predicted model, not a curated record. Gene Ontology annotation, cellular component: membrane. Bases 291 to 2423 code for a protein of 710 amino acids. Lineage: Eukaryota; Metazoa; Mollusca; Bivalvia; Ostreida; Ostreidae. The transcript has a single exon. Gene Ontology annotation, biological process: inflammatory response; immune response; toll-like receptor signaling pathway.